This is a messenger RNA of Homalodisca vitripennis (glassy-winged sharpshooter), 375 nucleotides long. RefSeq names its product ubiquinone biosynthesis O-methyltransferase, mitochondrial-like. The transcript has 2 exons. The record is from RefSeq and is a predicted model, not a curated record. Bases 88 to 309 code for a protein of 73 amino acids. NCBI's taxonomy places the organism in Eukaryota, Metazoa, Arthropoda, Insecta, Hemiptera, Cicadellidae.
UAUAACCUGAACUUGCUGCAGCUGGGUGGAUCUGUAUUUUUGACCACUCCCAACCGCACCCUGUUCUCCUGGCUAGGUGGGAUCGUGAUGGCAGAGAAUGUGUUGAACAUCGUGCCCAAGGGAACUCACAACUACUCCAAGUUCAUCAAGCCUGCUGAGCUGUCAGCUCUACUUGAGAAAUACGGGUGCAGCGUCCAGCUGGUCAAUGGGAUGUUUUACGAUCCCGUGAGAAACCGAUGGAUGUGGUCCCCUACCAAGGCCUUCAUCUACGCCAUCCAUGCUAUCAAGAUCAAAGAUCUCAAUAGAUAGAUGUUUUAACUAAAUUUGUAAAUAAAUCAUAAAGUUAUAGUUGUUGCAAUAAACAAAUUAUUUUUA